AUGGCCACAUUCAUUCUCAUUGCAAUGAUCUUUUUAAUAAACAUUCUCAAUUUUCGUAUAGCUAAUUUACCAUCAUAUAAUCGAUUAUGUUGGCUAUCCAUACAUCGUUGGAUUGCUCGAUUACAAUGGUCAAAUAAGGAACGAAAAAAACACCGCAAUAGAUUUCCUUUACGAUAUUCACUUAAACCACGACUAUUUCUACAGACAAUGACCAGAAAUCAAUUUGGUUUUACUUGUGGUCAAAUGUUUUUCAUAUCUAAAUUCAAAUACAUUCAAAUGUUUAUUAUGAAUUUUCAUAUGGCCAUUAAAUUUUAUAAAAAAAUUUGCUUAUCACAAACCGAAUAA
This is a messenger RNA of Dermatophagoides pteronyssinus (European house dust mite), 345 nucleotides long. RefSeq lists its product as uncharacterized. Lineage: Eukaryota; Metazoa; Arthropoda; Arachnida; Sarcoptiformes; Pyroglyphidae. The record is from RefSeq and is a predicted model, not a curated record.